Molecule: messenger RNA, 2175 nt
Organism: Drosophila novamexicana
Lineage: Eukaryota; Metazoa; Arthropoda; Insecta; Diptera; Drosophilidae
Product: glycerophosphocholine phosphodiesterase GPCPD1
Exons: 1
Coding region: 1-2175 (724 amino acids)
Biological process (GO): glycerophospholipid catabolic process
Molecular function (GO): glycerophosphocholine phosphodiesterase activity; starch binding
Source: RefSeq, a predicted model, not a curated record
AUGCAUCGCUGGUUCUUUGCAAACGAGCGCGAGGAAUGCCAGCCGCCGGCGGAGGAGCUGGCGGCGCUGCCGCCAGACGAGCAGCAGGGCGAAGAGCCGACCAAGGAGAUUGUCUAUACGGAUUGGCCAUUUUGUGUGCGCAUCAAGAUGCCGCUGCAGGGCAACGAGCAUGUGGCUAUUAGCGGCAACUGCGACGAGCUGGGCAACUGGGAUCCGAAGCUGGUGUACAUUAUGGAUCCGGCGAACUGCACCUGUGCGGGCCAGUGCAGUUGCCGCAAAUUCGAGAGCCGGGUGCGCAUACCGCGGCACAAGGAUAUCGAGUAUCGAUACUGCAUCGUUGGCUACGAUCCGCUGCUGGACGAUGUGCUCAUCCGUUUCUGGGAGGUGAUGCCGCAGCCGCGCGUGAUACGGCCCUGUCACAAUAUGCUGAAGCGAUGCGAACACUUUGGCCUGGAACAGGGACCUGAUGCUGUGCUGAAGGUGGAUCGCGGCUGGGCCACCACCGAGACCUUUGUCCAGUUCAAGAUCUUCAAUGCGCCCUUCAUCUGGCUGAAGCAGACGCCGCGCCUCAUCUAUGUCUAUAUGCAGCCCAUGUACGAGACGGAGCCGCCCGAUUGCGGUGUGCGGCAUUUGGAAUCGCUGCGCCUGUCGACGGCGGCCGUGGCGAGGCGUCGCACCACAAUGCCCGUCCGGCUGGACAUGCAGCUGGCCUACACGGAGGUGGCCAAUUUACGCAAUUCGUGCAAGCUGCGCUAUCAGCCGCCGGCGGGCGCCUGCUGCGGCCCAGCGGAUCUGCAGCUGUUUCACUGCACGCUGCGGCAUCCGCGCGAGACAAUCUUUCGGCUGGAUCUGUACACGUUCGCCUACAAGUGCGCCCUGGACGAGCCGCCGUAUCAUUAUGGCUAUGGUUUCAUACAGCCGGAGCAGCUGAUCGGCUCUGAGGGUCAGGUGCGCGUCAAGAUUACCUGCGCCUCGACGCAUCGGCCGCUGAUCGAAAUGAAUCUCACGUAUUUGAUAAUACGACCGCUCGAGUCCAUCAGCUGCAACCUGAGCGUCACCUACGAGCGUUUCUGGCGCGAGGCCCAUCUGGCCCUGGACAUCGGGCAUCGCGGCACGGGCAACACCUAUCGCCUCGGCGACAAUGUGCAUCGCGAGAAUACUCUGUUCAGCUUCAAGCGCGCCGCCCUGCAUCAUGCGGACAUGGUUGAGCUGGACGUGCAUUUGACAAAAGACGCCCAGGUUGUGGUCUAUCAUGACUUUGUGCUGCGAUUUGCCUUGGGCUCCGCUUGGGGCGUCGAAAAGCUCUCGGCAGAUCACGACGUUAUGGUCUUUCCGCACGAACAGCUCAGCCGCCUGCGGCUGCUCUCGAUGGGCGGGGCCAAGCGAGGCGAACACAUCGUUGUGCCGCUGCAGUGCUUCAACUAUGACGAACUGCGUCUGGCCCAGCCGCUGCGUUAUGCGGCGAGCGACGGCUGCUCCGGCGACUGCGAUCGUCAUUUGGAGUCGCAGCUGCCAUUUCCGCUGCUCAGCGAUGUCUUCGAUGCGGAGCGGGGCGGUCUACCGGAACAGCUGGGCAUUAUCGUGGAGCUGAAGUGGCCGCAGCAGGACAGCAAGCGGCGCUGGCAGGAUCAGAGCUCGAAGCCGUGCUUCGAUCGCAACUUCUAUGUGGACACCGUGCUCGAUGUGGUCUUUCGGCUUGCCGGCAAACGGCGCAUUGUCUUCUCCAGCUUCAAUGCGGACAUCUGCAUCAUGAUACGCUACAAGCAGAACUAUUAUCCGGUCGUCCUGCUGCUGGUCGAUCCCGAGCAGCCCAUUCAGUUUCUCGAUCAGCGCGUCAAUCGGCUGGAGUACGGCGCCUUUCUCGCCUACAUCAUGGAGUUCUUCGGGCUGAGCCUGCAUACGAACACGAUGCUCACGCAGCCGCUCGUGCUGGGCCUCAUCCGGGAUCUGCGCAUGCAGUCGAUCACCUGGGGCAUGGCCAACAGCGAUCUGAGCCACCGGGACAAGAUGAAGCGCUACGGUUGCGUCGGCGUCACCUACGACCGCAUCGAUCAGCGGGAUCAGGUCGGCGAGGAGAUGCUCGGCUUCAUCUACUUUAUCGAUUCGCUGGCAACGCGAAAUCAUAUUCGCAAUCUGCUCGAAAGCGAGCGACAACUCAAGUGUGCCAGACCCUAA